AUGGCCGAGGAUCCGUUGGAGCCGCUCCACACGGCCAGGCACAAGCAUCCCAAGAUCGCCAAGAUCGAGCACGGGCUGAUCAGCCUUGCCCAGCUGUUGCAGCUGGGGUUCGGGGAGGCAGGAGCGAGAGUGAUCUCGCGCAGUCUGAGGAGCGGGAGCAUGUGCGGGGUGGACGUGAACAAUACUGGGACGAUCAUCAACGCUUUCUUCGGCUUCUGCGACAUUCGAAACUUCACGGACCUGACGGAAGUGCUUCAAGCUGACGUGGUAAAGGUGGUGAACAACGUAGGUCGAAUCGUCCACGGCAACGUGACUAGGAACCACGGAGCUCCCAACAAGAACAUCGGAGAUGCUUUCCUGCUUGUCUGGAAGCCCAAGGGAGACGUGGCGAUACAGGAGGUAGCAGACAGCGCCCUGCGCUCCUACAUCCAGUCCAUCCUUGAGAUCUCUCGCGAUCGGAGGCUGCUCUACCACACCAGCCGCAAGGAAGUUCAAGAGCGAAUGCCGGGAUACUCGACUACCAUGGGGUUUGGUUUGCACUUCGGCUGGGCGAUCGAGUGCACCAUAGGGUCUCGACACAAGCUGGACGCGUCCUACCUCAGCCCGCACGUCAACAUGGCGGCAAGGCUGGAGCAGGCGAGCAAGCAGUACGGGGUUCCUAUCCUCAUCUCAGGAGACGUCUUCGGCCUGCUCUCCAAGAGAGUCCAAGUCCUCUGCCGCUUCGUGGACCGAGUGACGGUGAAGGGAAGCAACGCUCCUGUCGAGCUCUACACGUUCGACGUGCCCGAGCAGCACCAGCGGGAGGGGGGGUAG
Messenger RNA from Guillardia theta CCMP2712, 813 nucleotides. RefSeq lists its product as hypothetical. The record is from RefSeq and is a predicted model, not a curated record. The transcript has 3 exons. Gene Ontology annotation, biological process: intracellular signal transduction; cyclic nucleotide biosynthetic process. Bases 1 to 813 code for a protein of 270 amino acids. Lineage: Eukaryota; Cryptophyceae; Pyrenomonadales; Geminigeraceae.